Aethina tumida (small hive beetle) is the source of this 1112-nucleotide messenger RNA. RefSeq names its product lipid storage droplets surface-binding protein 1. Gene Ontology annotation, biological process: lipid storage; positive regulation of triglyceride storage. The coding region runs from base 16 to 927 and encodes 303 amino acids. The transcript is spliced from 5 exons. Gene Ontology annotation, cellular component: lipid droplet; cytosol. Lineage: Eukaryota; Metazoa; Arthropoda; Insecta; Coleoptera; Nitidulidae. The record is from RefSeq and is a predicted model, not a curated record.
UUUUUAUCAACUUGAAUGACCUUUGUAUCAUUUUAUUGGCCGUUCAAUGUCGACCGAAGUGAUAGUUUUGCCACCUUUUAUCAGUUUUUGUCAAUUGAUUGCAUUUUUUCGAUUAUAAUAAAAACAAGCAUACUCAAGAUAGUCAGUUCAGUCUUAAGCGUCGUACAAUUAGGAACGUUCAUAUUGUUAGAAAAUAACAAAAUGGCCACUGAUCAAGUUAACCAAAAUGAAAUUACUGGCCCUACCUGUAUGCAAUCAGUCAACAGGAUUACCAAAUUGCCAACUGUUGAGACCACUAUACAAACGGCAACAAAUAUCUACGAAAAAGUCAAGGAGUACAAUGGUUUGACUAACUGGACACUUUCCACCGCGGAGAGCACAGUACAAAAAGCUGUGGAAGUCAGCAAACCUAUCACAGACCCGGUACUAAGCACUUUGGAAGGUUCAAUUAAAAAAGUAGAUGGUGUCCUUUGUUCAGGAUUGGAUUACGUCGAAGAAAAAGUUCCGGCUGUAAAAUUGCCUCCAGGAGAAAUACUUCUCCAGAUCUACACCAACACUAAGGAAUACGUUAACAACGCCGUAACACCCGCCGUGGAAUGCGCCUAUGCAUAUGCUGGACAAGCCAAAGAAAUUGUUGAGCCCAAAAUCAAGCAAGCCAAGGAUCUGGUUGAUCCAGUUGUUCAAACCGCCAUGCACAAAUUGGAACCAGCCGUGUCAGCUGUACAACCGACAGUUACAGCCGCCAAAAACAUUGUGGAACCGCUCGUCCAACCUGCAAUGGAAAAAGCACAACAGUUGAAGGACUAUGGCAAACAGAAAGUUGAUGAAUACUUGCACAAGGGUCACUCAAAACAAGAUGAUGAUAUUGUUGAGUGUCAGGAAUGCCAGGAUGUUAGAGAGAACAUGGAGAAGAAAUCUGCUGAAUAAUAUUUAUUAUUUUUGAUGAUUUAUUUAUAUUGUUUUAAAGUGAAUAUGUGCCACUUUGUCUAAGACUGUUCAAUUAAUUUUACAUGUGUUUUUAGAUUGUAUUUUUAGUAUUGGAUUUAAAAAUGUUUUAAAUAAAUAUUUCCCACUGUUAUUUUAAGAGAAAUACAUUUUAAUAGAUAAAUGAA